Quercus lobata is the source of this 335-nucleotide messenger RNA. RefSeq lists its product as uncharacterized. The transcript has 3 exons. Gene Ontology annotation, biological process: mitochondrion organization. NCBI's taxonomy places the organism in Eukaryota, Viridiplantae, Streptophyta, Magnoliopsida, Fagales, Fagaceae. The record is from RefSeq and is a predicted model, not a curated record. Gene Ontology annotation, cellular component: nucleus; mitochondrion. Bases 1 to 315 code for a protein of 104 amino acids.
AUGGUGGUUGUGCCAGUAAACCUUAUUAGUGCAAUUUUUGCAGCGGCUGCUGCUGCUCCUCCUCAUCCAGUGCCUGCACAUGGUCAAAGUCGAUCUGUAAUGGGAUCACUUGGUGCCACUAUUGCAGAUGGUUUGGCCUGGGGUACUGGUACUUCUAUUGCUCACAGGGCUAUGGAUGCUCUGAUGGUUCCUCAUGUCAUUAAGCAUGAGACUGUUGCCUCAUCGGCUUCUGAUGUUCCACCAGCUCCAAACACAAACGGUGUUGGAAGUUCUACUGUCUGUGCUGAUCAAUUUAAGGCCUUAAUUGAUGUAUGAUUCUCCUCCUCAUACCACGU